AUGACAUGUUCACAAUUACUGAAAGCACUUAUGAAACACAGGAACAACUCCAUGCUAUCAUCGAAAAUGAGAAAUACAAUCCUCAACUUUUCGAUCUUGCUCAAAGGUCUUGUCUUUCGAUGUCAUAUUAUUUACUACGAACAAAUAUCUUCAAACCACAUCCUUUCGGACAAAGAUACACUUAUUUUCAAUUUUCAUCAUGCUUUCUUUGAUUAUCCAUCAAUGGAUAUAUUUCUUCACGAUCUUGAUCAAGCUUACAAAACAGGUCAACUCACAACUGAUAAUACUACUACUCUGCGUUAUAUCGAUUAUGCUGUUAUCGAACAACAAAUGUCGAUGACUGGUGCAAGUAUAUUUUGGCUUGAUACACUUUAUGAUUGUAAACUCGAUCAACCUUUAUCAUUGCCAUAUGAUCGAUAUCGUCUUAUGAAUGAAUAUCGAACUAAUCGAGCAACAUCGAUCUCGUUUGAUUUUGGUCAAGAUCUUUCACAUCAGUUUCUUCUCCAUGCAUUAUCAAACAACAUCAAACCUGAACAUCUGGCACUUGCUACUUAUUUUAUCUUCUUAUUUAAGUUAACAAAUGGUGAAAAAGACUUAUGCAUUUCAAUGAAUAUCGACAAUCGUUAUAGAGAUGAAUUAAAAUCUAUUAUUGGACUGUUUAACAAUGCUAUUCCAUUACGAUGUCAAUUAGAUCCUCACUGGUCUUUUCAUCGUCUGCUCGAUUAUGUUCGAGAGAUAACAAGCAAUAGUAUGAAAUAUUCAUAUUUUCCACUACAGCAUAUUCUCAAUCAGCAUCCAAGUGUUUCACAACCUGCAUUUCUUGAUAUAUCAUUUCAAUUUCUAUCAUUUGUCACAAGAGCUGACAGCAAACUAAUAAUGAUUGGAGAUAGUCGACUUUCUUUCAUACCUUCCACAAUGAAUAUUAAUGAUAAUGUGACUACAGAUAAGUAUGAUUUCUCACUUCUAAUCCAACAUGAUCUCAAUAUCAAUCAACUCUCAUGCACAAUCAAUGCAUCACUUGAUUUAUUCAAUGUAGAAACAAUUGCUAAGAUAUCUCAACGUUUUCAUUCAAUCUUGAAACAAUUAUUUACAUCUGUUGAUGAUCAAACGAACAAACCAAUCUAUGAACUGUCAUUAACAUUAUCAAAUGAACAAUAUCUAAUGCAAUCAUUGAACAACACACAAGUAUCAUUUGCAUCUCCUCUCACUUGUAUUCAUCAUGAAUUUGUAUAUCAAGUAAUAAAGAAUCCACAGAAACUAGUUGUUGAAUUAGAUGAACAAUCAUUAACAUAUUGUGAACUUCUAUAUUAUGUUCAAGUCUUAUCGUUAACUCUUCUUAAUGAAUAUCGUAUCACGCGAGGGGAAAUCAUUUGUCAAUGUGUCGAGCGAAGUCUUUCGAUGGUCAUUGGUAUAUUGUCAAUAGCUUUGGUUGGCGGUGCUUAUUGUCCACUUUCAUCAAGGGAUCCUCCACAACGUCUGCAGGUUCUUGUCAAUCAGGCUCAUAGUCGGUUAGUCAUGGUUCAUUCAACUACAGCAGCCGUUUUCAGCUCCGGCAUUCUGAGUUUUAAUAUUGACUCCGUUAUUCACCUUGAAGAUAGUUCUUAUGAAAUUAAUUUAAACAAACUUUCAGAUGUUCUUGUAACACCAGAAAAUGUUGUCUUUGUAAUUUUCACAAGUGGUUCAACUGGCAUUCCAAAAGCCGUUCAGUUACGCCAUCGAAACUUCACUGAGUUUAUGCACUCCUUUGUGUAUACCGGUACAGUAACAAAGUUUGAUACAAUAAUACAGAUGGCUCGUUGUUCUUUUGACAAUCAUCUGCUAAGCUUAGUUGGUACAUUGGCUAUCGGAGCCACAUUGGUGAUGCUUCGACCAGAAGGCAAUAUGGAUCUAGAAUACCUUGUUAGUGUACUCGAUCAAAAGCAGAUCACAGUCAUGCAUGCAGUUCCGUCGCUUCUGACUAGUUUAUUUAACUUUCUCACUACAAAUAAGCGUCCAGCAGCAGUAAAAUGGUUACGAUCUCUAUGCAGUGGAGGAGAAGCUGUGAAUAUUAAACAAAUUAGGCUAUUUCAAAAGUCAGUUGAAAAGCGAUGUCGAAUUCAAAACCAUUAUGGUCCAGCUGAAAUCACUAUCAAUUGUGCUUGUUAUGUAAUUGGUUUGACCAAAGAUCAAACAAGCAUUCCUGUUGGUCUCCUUCUACCCAACUAUCAAUGUUACAUUUUGGACGAGUUUUCACAGUUUGUUUGCAUUGGUCACGAAGGGGAACUGUCUGUGAGUGGUGUAGGUAUCUUUGCUGGAUAUUUUUGCCGUGAUGACUUGACAGCAAAAGCAAUAACCAACAUCAAUGGGGAGAUGUGGUAUAAAACCGGUGAUCUGGUUAGAAUGGAUAGCAAUGGUCUUCUUCAUUAUCAAGGAAGAAAAGAUUAUCAGAUCAAAUUACAUGGACAACGAAUUGAACUUGGUGAAAUCGAAAGAUGUUUGCUUAACAUUACUUCUAUCUCUGCGUGUGUUGUCAUGAAAUGGAAUGAUGAUUAUUUAGUUGCAUAUGUUCAAUCUUCUCAUAUCAAUGAAGAACAACUACGUGAACAUUCUCAAUCUCAUCUUCCACCACAUAUGAUUCCAUCUUCCUUUAUUAUUCUGGAUAAACUAUCUUUGAAUGCAAACGGAAAAAUAGAUCGAAAACUUCUUCCAUCACCUAACUUUUCAUCAAUGCAUCUCACUAUUCAUCAUGAGCUACUAUUACCAACGAAUGACAAUGAAAUCAUCAUUCAUCAUAUUUGGUGCGAUUUAUUAAAACAAAAACAAAUCUCGACUAACACGAAUAUCUUCAGUAUCGGUGGUCAUUCACUUGUCAUUAUGCAACUCUUUCAUCAAUAUAAAACACAAUUUCAUCUAGAAAUGAAUUCUCUUUCUAUUACUGAUCUAUUUCAACAUCCAACAAUCAUCGAUCAUGCUCAACUUAUUCAGCAAAUCAAAAGUAUCAAACAGGAUAAUCAUGAUUAUCAGUGGCUUCCGCUACAUAUCGCCCAAGCUCUAGCAUCUUAUGCUCAAGAAAGAAUCUAUUUAGAUGAACAAAUUCGAUUUUCGUCAACAGAUAACAAUGCUAACAUGUAUGUUAUUCCAUUACUUUAUCGAAUUUCAUCUAUGAAUGAUCAUAUAUCUAUUUCACGAUUACAACAUGCAUUUCAAUCUAUCAUUACAAAACAUCAAAUUCUUCGAACAGUACUCUCUCUUGAUGCAAAUGGUAUUAUUAUUCAACAUUGUUUACAUACAGAUGCUAUUAUGAAUGAUAAGAACUUCUCUAGAUUUUCGAUAAUUAAUCUUCCUGAUCAAGAACAUAAACAGAAUGAAAUUGUGAAGAAGAUUCUAAAUCAAUCAGAUUUAUUUGAUUUAUCAAUAGGACAUGUUGUUAAUUGUCAUGUUCUUCGUCGUGAACAAUCAAACGAUUUAUUCACUCAGAAUAAUGAUGAUCUAUUGACUAAAGAUGAUCUAAUAUUAUUUACUAUUCAUCAUGCAAUGUUUGAUGGAGCAUCGACAUCAAUCUUGCUUCGUGAUCUUUCUCUUGCUUAUCAAUCUGAUGACUUGUUUUCUAUAGAUGACAAUUCAUUUCAAUAUAUUGACUAUUCUAUUUAUGAACACAUAAUGGAUAUGACAUUAUCUCAAGAGUUUUGGCAAUUAGAACUCAAAGGAUAUAAUCUUGUACGCCAGUUAUCACUACCUGUUGAUCGACUACGUUCAUCAGCUGAUCAACAACGAUCAGGUUUAGCCUCUUCAGCUCAAAUCACUUUUGAUGAUGAAAUAUGUGCAUCAUUUCUAAACUAUGCAUCAUCACAUCAUCUCACACUUUUUCAACUUGGAUUAGCCAUAUUUUAUGUUUUCAUAUUCAAACUAACUCAUGGUGAAACUGACUUAUGUAUUUCUUCGAUUAAUGCUAAUCGAUAUCGAAGUGAAUUAGUGAAUAUGAUAGGAAUGUUUGUAUCAACAUUACCAUAUCGUGUUGAACUUGAUCCUCAGUGGUCAUUUGAUGAGGUAGUUAAAUAUGUCCAAGAAAAAUGUUUAUCAAUUCUUGAACAUUCUCAUUAUCCACUUCAAUAUAUUCUUAGUGAUUUGCAUCUCACUCAAUCAAAUGUAUCAUUUCUUGAAACAAUGUUCGAUUUUAUUACUUUAUCAGAAGAUGUUAGUGAAUUAUAUUUGAAUGGUGUCAACUUACAAGAAGUGUCGUUAAAUGAAUCAUAUGAAAUGGCUAAAUUUGACUUCUCAUUAAACUUUAUAUAUAAUUCAUCAUCAGAUGAUAAUCAGUUGUCUUGUUGUUUUGUUUGUUCAAAGGAUUUAUUUGAUCAAAGAACGAUUUUCACCUUAACUCAAAGAUUUCAAUAUGUUUGUGAACAAGUGUUUCCAUCAACGUCGAUGGAAAAACUCUUCGAUACAUGUUGGACAACUAUAUCACGACUUGACCUUAUAUUAUCGAAUGAACUGGAAGAGAUGCAAGAUGUUGCGUUCUGCCGACAAUCAAGUAUUAAAAACCGGGCACCAGCAUCAUUUGCACAAGUUCAUCUACUACUUGGUGAACAAACUUAUUUCGAUACUAAUACACCACAUAUGGUUAAUUACAACAUGCCUUUUGUUUACUGUCUUCAUGCCGAACAUACAUUAUCGGUAAAGAAACUUUGGCACGCUCUUCAACUAGUCGUGACAAAACAUCAAUCACUUCAUACAUCAUUUAUCUUUGAUAUCGAAAAGAAUCUAUUGAUGCAACAAGUUAUUAGUUUGAACGAUAAUAACAAUAAACAAUUUAUCUUUAUCGAAAGUAUUUAUGAAUCAGAAGAACAACUCAAUAACAUCGUGAAAAAUGAGAAAUGUAACCCUCAACUUUUCGAUCUUGCUCAAGGUCUUGUCUUUCGAUGUCAUCUUGUUUAUUACAAACAAACCUCUUCAAACAACAUCCUUUCCGAUAAAGAUAUGAUUAUCUUCAAUUUUCAUCAUGCUAUAUUUGACUUUCCAUCAAUGAAAGUGUUUCUUCAUGAUCUGAAUCAUGCAUAUACAACAGGUCAAGGGGGAAAAAGCGGAUCCUGGAUCCCCGGAUCCUCUGAAUUUUUUGGAUCCCAAUGGAUCCUAAGAGAUUCUGAUGGAUCCUGUGGAUCCUGUGGAUCCUAG
Adineta steineri is the source of this 5151-nucleotide messenger RNA. The record is from the annotation of a GenBank genome assembly. NCBI's taxonomy places the organism in Eukaryota, Metazoa, Rotifera, Eurotatoria, Adinetida, Adinetidae.